Molecule: messenger RNA, 423 nt
Organism: Macrosiphum euphorbiae (potato aphid)
Lineage: Eukaryota; Metazoa; Arthropoda; Insecta; Hemiptera; Aphididae
Source: the annotation of a GenBank genome assembly
AUGGAUGCUGGAGUGCCAGGACCUCCAGGCUUUCAAACAAGGCAUGGUUUCACUAUCAAGACGUCGGGCUAUUUCACUCAAAUAGCUUCAAUUGAUCGGAAAAGGAAGAAUAAGCGGGGAUACCACCUAAAGCACCAGAAGAGCAAUAACUUUUUAGCCUGGUUAGGUAUGUGGGCUAAUGAUUCAUCUGCUAGGUACCGUAGUGUCUGGAGUCAGCGCCUCGACUGGAGUCAGUGCAUCGACUGGAAUCAGUGCCUCGACUGGAGUCUGUGCCUUGAAAAAAUAUACAACUCCAAAUUGGUUGUUAGUAGUCAGUUAUGGAAACGUGUCAAAGAUAAACGAACGUAUGAAAAUACUGGAAACUACUGGAGAUUUGGAACUGUGUACGUCUUUGCGGUCGAACAAUUUUCGACCGACGACUGA